This is a messenger RNA of Balaenoptera acutorostrata (minke whale), 2195 nucleotides long. Its product is annotated as RNA-binding protein FXR2-like. Lineage: Eukaryota; Metazoa; Chordata; Mammalia; Artiodactyla; Balaenopteridae. Gene Ontology annotation, biological process: positive regulation of protein phosphorylation; positive regulation of translation; negative regulation of translation. The record is from RefSeq and is a predicted model, not a curated record. The coding region runs from base 376 to 1428 and encodes 350 amino acids. The transcript is spliced from 7 exons. Gene Ontology annotation, molecular function: protein homodimerization activity; translation regulator activity; mRNA 3'-UTR binding. Gene Ontology annotation, cellular component: membrane; nucleus; neuronal cell body.
CUGCGCAGUAGGCGGCGGCGGCAGGGGCAGGUGAAGGCCGUGGAGCGGCAGCGGCAGCAGCGGGUCCCGGGACUGAGGCAGCAGCGGGGGCAGCGGCGGGCGGAAGCUGAGGUGACGAAGGCGGCGGCGGCGGCGGCGGCGGCCGUUUCCCUCACGGUGGCGGAGACCAAGGCGGCGGCGGCGGACGGGGAGCGGCCCGGCCCCGGCCCCCUGCUCGUUGGCUGUGGCAGGGCCGCCGUGGGGCCAGCCCGGCUCCCGCCCCCCGCGGCUCCCCCUCCGGCUCCUCCUCCGGGGAGACGCCGGGGACCUGGCCCGGCCCGUACUCAGAGCGCUGCUGCAGCCGCCGCCGGGGGAGUCGGAGGCGGUGGCGGCGCCAUGGGCGGCCUGGCCUCUGGGGGGGAUGUGGAGCCGGGACUGCCGGUCGAGGUGCGCGGCUCCAACGGGGCCUUCUACAAGGGCUUUGUGAAGGAUGUCCAUGAAGACUCUGUCACCAUCUUCUUUGAAAACAACUGGCAGAGUGAGAGACAAAUUCCUUUCGGGGAUGUCCGGCUACCACCUCCAGCUGACUAUAAUAAGGAGAUCACAGAAGGGGAUGAAGUGGAGGUUUAUUCUCGAGCCAAUGAGCAAGAACCUUGUGGCUGGUGGCUGGCCCGGGUGCGGAUGAUGAAGGGAGAUUUCUAUGUCAUUGAAUAUGCUGCCUGUGAUGCCACUUACAAUGAGAUUGUCACCCUGGAACGGCUUCGGCCAGUUAAUCCCAAUCCCCUUGCAACCAAAGGCAGCUUCUUCAAGGUUACCAUGGCUGUGCCUGAGGAUCUGAGAGAGGCCUGCUCCAAUGAAAACGUCCAUAAAGAGUUCAAGAAAGCAUUGGGAGCAAACUGCAUCUUUCUCAACAUCACAAAUAGUGAGCUCUUCAUUCUGGUCGGGCCUGCCUUCACCUUCUCCCACUUCCUUCCCCUUCCCCACCCCUCGCCCCCUCCAUGGAGAGGAACAGACCCCUUCUCUGUCCCGUCUAACCCAGGUCCCUCCCCACACCCCUCCUCCCUCCCUUUCCCCCACCCCCUCCUCCCUCCUGGGGCGAGGGGGGCCUCCCUCCCUCUCCCCCCCUUCUCUCUCUCUCCGAGGGGGGGGUCCCGGGGAGGGAGGGGGGGUCCCCGAUCAGCAUGUUCGCUGCCGCCUUCCACCUCGGCCUCGAGGCCCCCUCUGCACGGGAGCCAGACUGGGAAAAAUGAACUGACCAGCAGCAAACGGGGGCGGGGGCGGGGGGCGGCAGGGCAUGGAGAGAGGAAUAAAGAGCGCCAGAGUCCAGGAAACAUUGGUGGUCUGUGGCUUGGAAGCGCCACUCCUUCUGCCAGCCUGGGUCCCUGCCCUUGGCUUCCUGCAAUAAGAAGCCAGUGUCCUCUUCUUGGCCUGAGGGUCCCCUUGGUUUAGUGGCCACAGUCCUGCCAGCAAGCCCCUCCUGGUCCGAUACCAUGCACUAAGUAGAUCUGCAGCUGCAGACUCCAAACCACUGGUCUCUGGGCACCUCCUCUGUGUCUCAGCUGUCCCUGUCCCCAAAGAGCCUCAUACAAGAAGCUGCUUCCAAACUGGGAGGUUCCACAUCUGGGCAGGUCCAGCUCCACGCCCAGUGAAGGGCAUGAAGAAGGCUGAGGCUCUGGACUCCAGCCAGGCCUUCCCCAGGGCUCUGAGGCCAAGGUCUUCCUAGUCUCAGGAGCGGCCAAGAGAUGGAAUGUGUCAUUUGAACAAGUGAGUCACAGGGUGGUGAGUGAAUGAUUGACCGCUCGAGGGGAGGUGGGCCGGCCUCCGGGCCCUGUUUGACUGUCCAGGCUCAGCUUACCUGACCCUGGUUACCAGCGAAUGCCACCCUGGCCCCUCCUUUUCCUCCCCCUCCCUCAUUGUGACCCCAACCACCUGCCCCAUUAUGACCCAGUCCUUCUCCCCCUCUGGCUCCCAGUGAGUAUGUGGAGGCCAGGGGGCCCAGGCAGUCCUGGGACCCGCGGCCAUGGGUGAGCAAACCCACGACCGAGCCCAGCCGUGCUCUGGCACCAACCCCAGGAAAUGCCAGGAACUAGGAGACUCAAUUCUUCUGAUCCUGGGCAGCUUCAUCUUGCUCAACGUGGGGAUCAAUGUGGUGACUCUGGUCAGGGCAGGAUCUGGGCAGUGGGGUUGGGGGAGCCCUGGGGUCUUGAAGGGGCUGA